Olea europaea var. sylvestris is the source of this 444-nucleotide messenger RNA. RefSeq lists its product as uncharacterized. The coding region runs from base 1 to 444 and encodes 147 amino acids. The record is from RefSeq and is a predicted model, not a curated record. The transcript has a single exon. Lineage: Eukaryota; Viridiplantae; Streptophyta; Magnoliopsida; Lamiales; Oleaceae.
AUGAGGGCAGAUUAUGCAAGUAAUCAAAAUUUUGAAGUUUGCAACACGGAUGGUUUGAGGUGGAGUGUGGAUUUGGUGAUAAAAGAAUGUGCAUGUAGGAAAUGGCCACUGACUGGAAUUCCUUGCGCACGUGCCGUUUCUGGUAUGCUGUCAAGGAGAAUAGAAAUAUAUGAAUUUGUUGAUGAAUAUUACAAGAAGGAAAGAUAUCUGAUGGCAUACAACCCCGUGAUUCAGCCAAUGUCAAGGCCCGAACUUUGGCCUGAAUUAGGGAAACACCCGUUGAAGCCACCAAUGAAGAAGAAGCAGGCAGGUAGGCCUAAAAAGCUCGGAAAAAGAUCUCAGACCGAACCACCCGCUGGAGUUAAAAUGACCGGAACAGGCAUGCAAAUGACGUGUAGAAAGUGUGGAGAAGCUGGACACAAUAAGAGAACGCGCACUGCAUAG